AAGCGGGUCGGCCCGUCUCUCCCAUUCCCCAUCUCCCAUCUGAGCAUCUCUCUCCCCCCAAACGACACCCACCAGGCGAUGGACGCAUCUGAAGUCAGACGCCACUACGAUGGCGAUGGCGGGGCAGGAGCGCAAGGCAAUCGAUUUGGAGGAUGGGUGGAAUUUCAAGCAGAAGGGCAAAAUCUACAACCUCAUCAAUAUCCCCGAGCGCAAGGUAGAACUACAAUUUACCUUCUACAGGACAAAUUGGGAGCCUUCACCAUGGCCGCCAAUAUCCAUCUACGGAUUCAAGGGGCAAUUACCUCAACAUCUUGAUCUGUCAUCUCCUUUUUCCGAGUCAGGGCUAUCUCUGUCAGCAUUUUCAACUUAUGAAGCCGACAACCUAACAUUCUUAUUUAUAAAUGAAAAUAGUGAAGCCUCUCCAUGACUUUUGAGGGGAAAAAGGUCGGCCUACAUGUUUCUUAAUUUUGAAGGAUUGCUGCUGACCGCAAGUGUAUUGGUUAAUUUUGAAGAACUGCUACCAACCGCAAGUGUAUUGGUGGUCAUCUCAAGAUCUCACCCGGAGCAGCAUCUGUUUUCUAUCUCGCUGUCACCUAUGCCUUAAGAAUUCCAGUUUAUGCAUAUUUGUUGUAUUAGUUCUCAUGCUGGACAUUCACUUAUGGUGUAUCUUCUUUCACGGUUAAACUUUGCCGGCUGUAUAGGACGGGUUAUACAAUCCUAUGUUGUUUUAAAUCAA
This is a messenger RNA of Triticum dicoccoides, 736 nucleotides long. RefSeq lists its product as uncharacterized. The coding region runs from base 110 to 427 and encodes 105 amino acids. The transcript has 4 exons. The record is from RefSeq and is a predicted model, not a curated record. Lineage: Eukaryota; Viridiplantae; Streptophyta; Magnoliopsida; Poales; Poaceae.